Molecule: messenger RNA, 4395 nt
Organism: Bombus huntii
Lineage: Eukaryota; Metazoa; Arthropoda; Insecta; Hymenoptera; Apidae
Gene: Dl
Product: embryonic polarity protein dorsal
Exons: 11
Coding region: 444-2339 (631 amino acids)
Biological process (GO): canonical NF-kappaB signal transduction; inflammatory response; response to cytokine
Cellular component (GO): nucleus; cytoplasm
Molecular function (GO): DNA-binding transcription factor activity; DNA binding
Source: RefSeq, a predicted model, not a curated record
GUGUUAGCUGUGGGCCGUGAGUAUAGAAGCAUCAGAGUACGCGUACUUGCGCGUAUCCACGAAGCGUACAUUGCUCUGCUCCUACCAUUGAAAGCAACGAGCAUGUCAGUACUGAUACAAAGUCCGAACGAAAUGUUGUUCCGCGUUAAGUCUCGUUUCUAGUCACGGCCAUGCACGCUUUUAUGUUGCGUGCAAAUGGUGUGCGCAGCAGUGCUUCUCGAGUAAAGGAAUUUAAUCGCUGAUCUAAACAUUAAAUCGCGUUUUCAAAUUACUGCAGCGGUGUGCAUUCAGUGUGCGUUUUAUCAAAGAAACCCCAGAGACGCAAAUUUUUCUUGAUAAGAGAAUUAUUCAAAACAGUGCGCGUGCUUUCAGAUUCGAAAGUGCUUUACUAUGUUGAUCAAACUGCAGAUGGCUAAUGUUCGAUGCAUUAAACAGUAAGAGGCAUGGAACAAUUCCAUGAUAUGAGUGAUGGAAAUAUAAAUAUAAGUGAUGUCAUUGAAGUCAUCCAAACUACCGAUCCUGGAUUUGUGGAAUGUAGUGGAAAGGAGGAUCAAUUCCCAGUGGAAAUGGACACUGGGAGGUUAUUGCCAUAUGUUGAAAUAAUAGAACAGCCAGCAAGUAAAGCUUUACGUUUUCGCUAUGAAUGUGAAGGCAGAUCGGCUGGUAGUAUACCAGGAGUAAACAGUACACCAGAAAACAAAACAUUUCCUAGUAUAAGAAUAGUUGGAUAUAAAGGUCGAGCUGUAGUUGUAGUAUCGUGUGUAACAAAAGAUCAACCACACAGACCUCAUCCUCAUAAUCUUGUUGGAAAGGAAGCAUGUAAACGUGGUGUAUGUACAGUAGAAGUCUCGUCAGAAAAUAUGACAGUCACAUUUGCAAAUCUUGGCAUUCAAUGUGUUAAGAAAAAGGAUAUUGAAGAGGCACUUAAAAUAAGAGAGGAAAUUCGUGUAGACCCCUUUCGAACUGGCUUCGAACACAAAAGACAACCUACUAGUAUUGAUCUAAAUGCAGUGAGAUUGUGCUUUCAAGUUUUCUUAGAAGGAGGACAAAAAGGAAAAUUCAAUGUGCCAUUACCACCAGUUGUAUCUGACCCUAUAUUUGAUAAAAAAGCAAUGUCAGAUCUUGUGAUAUGCAAGCUCAGUCACUCUAAUGCGUCGGUCGCUGGUGGUAUGGAAAUGAUUUUAUUAUGCGAGAAGGUUGCAAAGGAAGACAUACAAGUUAGAUUUUUCGAGGAGAAGGAGGGACAAGUGAUUUGGGAAGGAUUUGGUGAUUUUCAGCCCGUUCACGUACAUAAGCAAACAGCAAUUGCAUUCAAAACACCCACAUAUCGCAUGCAGCAAGUGGAGCAACCGGUGCAAAUAUGCAUUCAACUGAAAAGACCAUCGGAUGGUGCGACGAGCGAACCAUUACCUUUUCAGAUGUUACCUCUCGGUGCAGAUGAUCCUGGUUCGUUAAGGCGAAAACGACAAAAAUUUAAUAACAGCCCAAAUGCGCUAGUUUUGAGGCAUGUACAGACAGAAGCUGAGAAGCAUGCUGCAGCGUUAAAUCAACCGAUCCAAUACAAUUUUAACAUUGUCAAAUCAGAAAAAAUAUCUCCGUACGGAGGCUCAGUCGGAAGUGGAGGAUCCUUUCCGUUAUAUUCCAUGGGAACCACUUCUCCACAACCGCAAUCUAGUAUGCAAACGUUAAGGCCACAAGUAUCGCCAGGUCGUGCAUCGCCGAUGGAGUACAGUCCAUACAACUCAGCACUUAUCCAAUCACAACCAUCACCGCAAUAUCAAUCAACAAGCAGUCAUAUCGUACAACAACCAUCAACCGGAACGUAUGCACAACAACAAUUUCCAUAUGUACAUGACAUAUUACAAAUACACCCGCAAGAACAAUUAGUGUUAAGCAGAGUUACAUCAAACUAUCACGAAGAAUUUCAAUCGUUGGACAAUGCUGGUAGUAUAAGUAUUUGCACACAUUAUUACAUCAAUCCAUUAUUGUACCAUUAUUUUGAAAUAAUAAUUUAUAUAGCAGGUGGAGUGGGAGGGGCAGAUGUUACAAGUGUUUUAGACAUGGACAGUCGACAGUACAGUUUUGAUUUAAGUUUUAAUCAACUUGAUUCGGCAGAACUCGCCGCUUUUGAUACCGCUCUUUCUGAAAAUUUAUCCAGUGGAUUAUCCAUUUCAGAUUCUACCAAGCCGGAAACGAACAAAGAGAUAAACACAGGAUCAAGCAACAUCGAAGAAAGUAAUAACAUGACCGAUAGUUUUACAAGAAUUACUAAUAACACUAUUCAGGAACUGUGCACUUUAAAUAAUAUGUAUAAACCAACGCGGGAAGUUAACGACUGAAACAGCUGAAUAUUUUAUUGAUAUUGAUAUUGAUAACAUUGUAAAAAACGUUAUAUAAACAUUAUUCUCUAAACAAAAAUUUCUUUGCAUGAAUACAUGUAUCAUGUAAUUAAUAUUUAAUUGGUUGUGAUUAUAUCGCAGUACAUUGCUGUACAAUCUUGUAAAAUACUUCUUCAAUCGAUAAUCAGCUUUAAAUACUGUUGAUAUUUUUAUAUAAUUUUUAAAAAUCGCUGUUUCCAAUAUCUUGAAUGGAAUAUUUAUCGAUUAAGUGAUAUACAAAAUGCUGUGACUGUGAUCAAAGUAUAUUGAAAUCUGUAUGUUUUGACGUGCAUGCAAAGUGUCUGAAUAUGAAUUAUUGUAUAAAAUAAAACUCAUAGUUUUCAUAGAAGAAAAUACAGUGUAUUAUUGUAAUAAUAAUAUAUUGUAAGACAAUCUGCAUGCAAUAUUCGUACAAAUUAUUUAGUUAAAAUAAAUAUCCACAAACAUUAAUUUCUGUUAUAUCUCGUACGCUUAUACAAAUGUUUGAUUUUUAUUCUUUACACAUUUAUGUUUACUACAAAUUUGUAAAUAUAUAUAUUUUGUAUUAGGAGUAAUAUCAGAACGUAUUGCUCUGCUCCUAAUGUAUAUCCAAUUAAAAAAUUUUCAAUAAUACAUGUUCCGUCCAGGUACGUUGAUUUAUAUUUAAACUCUUUUGCCUUAAAUUUUAGUAUUAUAUAACUACGGUUACAUUCUGCCGUAGAUUUUAUACAUAUAAUAUUCAUGGUGUCUUAAUUUCCCGGUAUCCGAUGUAUCAUUACCUUAAAAUCAUUAUUACAGGAAUUAUUUUAUAAAUAAACAAUGUGUAUAUAUCAGAUAUAAAUAACAUUAUGCUUAAGUACAUAUGUUUACUAUAUAUACAAUUACAUCUAAGAAUACAUUAUAAUUUUACAUACAAUUAUACGUGUAAAUAAACAUAGAUAUUGGAGUUUAAUAAUUUUUAUCCUGUGUAUCACACACUACGUACAUGUUUUAUUGUAAAUUACUUUUGACUAUUUACACAACAUAGCCACAUAUAAUUCUUAAUUUGUAUGUACAUAUAUAGAAGGUAUGUAAAAACAAUCUUAGUCUAAAUUAACUUUGAAAAAGUGAGCUGUCGAUUAAAUAUUAAGUAAUAAAUAGGGAAAGACGCGUUCCUUCACAAACACGUGAAGAAUAAAAAAACAUCUGUUGUUUUCCAAAAUGUAUUUACUUAAAAAUACAAUGAAAGUUCAAUUCUGAUGGAAUGGGCAGAAAUAUAGUCUGUGGUAUCGGUUACUGUUUACGUCGAAAGUGAUGAUGCGAUGGUAUCCUGUACAAAAGUAGUUUGAACAAGACUUAUGAACACACAAACCAAAUUCUUAGCCUAGGAUUUCAUUUACCUUUAAUUGUGACAUGUUUCAUUACCAGAUUCAUUAGGAUUCUUAAAUUCUUUUUUUCUUUCGCUUAAUCCUUACCUAACAAAUGUAGGGAUGUAACGGUAUUUAGGCGUUCAGCCUGAUUGAUUUAAGACCCGUUAGCACCAGUAAAUAAUUUCCAGAGUCGCGUGCAGUACUAGAGGAUAGAAAAGUUCUGUGAUCUCCAGCUCAAAGUACAGAACGCAAGUCUAUCCUCAUAUCUUUUGAACAUGUUGCAAACGGGGCUUGGUAUUGUAUUAAUAAAAUUAAAUGGACCUAUGCUUAUAGUGUAUGUAUUGUAUACUAUGAACGCUAAAGUACUCAUUUUUGCUCGGGCACCUGCACUUCAAGAUAGUUCUUUGUCAACAUAAUCGUCAAAAUCCUAUCUUGAAGUGAACACGUGUAAAUACAUCAGCAGAUUGUGUAUAAAACAGUACAGUAACAGAGUUCUGGAGAUGACAUGGCCUGUAAACAAUACAAUAAAUUGUUAUGUUUUACACAUCGUAUUUAUGGUGUGUACUCGAAUUUUAUUUUUAUCAGUGUAACGUCGAAUAAAUUGAGUUUAUCAUAUAAACAUGUGUACACAGACCACUCCAUCUCCUCAGUUUCUAUGUAGCAGAAUUCAGUCCACGAAUAGCAGUUUU